Messenger RNA from Rhodotorula toruloides NP11, 522 nucleotides. RefSeq lists its product as uncharacterized. NCBI's taxonomy places the organism in Eukaryota, Fungi, Basidiomycota, Microbotryomycetes, Sporidiobolales, Sporidiobolaceae. The annotation marks the transcript as partial. The record is from RefSeq and is a predicted model, not a curated record. The transcript has 4 exons.
AUGCGCACCGUCUUCGCCGCUGCCUCAAUCGCUUCCUUCGCGUCGCUCGCUGUGGCCCAGUCCAUCCAGGGCUUCGGUCGCUUCCCCUGCACCAACGUCAAUGGUGACGGGACCUUCUCGCCUGACCAGACCCAAUGCGCCGACGCGAACCUCAUCGCGCCCGGCACGAACGACCCGACGUCGAUCUACCAAGGCGACCACCCGCCUCCGACCGGUUCGCAGUGCGUGGUGGAACCGACCACCGGCGCAUACUUCUGCGGUAUCGUCGGCGCUACUUGCACCUCGGACGCGAACUGCGACAAUGGGUACUGCGGGAUCUUGAGCGGGACGACGGGUACCUGCGUUGGCGGAUUUACGGACCGUUGCAGGUCCGACUCGAACUGCUUGGGCUACCUCUACUGCACCGAUCCGCUUGGCAACCCGACGACCAGCGGAACUUGCGGAGGUGAAGGCGCAUACUGCCAGGACUACACCGUCGGCAGCAACACCAACACGGACGCCCAGAACGAGGCUCUCUUCAAC